This is a messenger RNA of Dendronephthya gigantea, 2631 nucleotides long. Its product is annotated as Golgi apparatus protein 1-like. Lineage: Eukaryota; Metazoa; Cnidaria; Anthozoa; Malacalcyonacea; Nephtheidae. Bases 1 to 2631 code for a protein of 876 amino acids. The transcript is spliced from 23 exons. The record is from RefSeq and is a predicted model, not a curated record. Gene Ontology annotation, cellular component: Golgi membrane.
AUGCUAAGUAAAUGUGGUCCUGUACCCAAUGGAACCAAUCCUAGAAAUGCUGAAGGACAGUUGAACGCAGCUCAGGCCACUCCAACAAAGCCACGUGUGCUUCAUAAAAUAAAGGAUAAAGAAGGAAUAACUUAUAAAUUAAAAAAUGAUGAACGGUGUAAAGAAGAUAUUGAAGAUCUCUGUGCAAAAGAAUCGCAAGCUGGAGGGAAUUAUGACCUGCUCUUGUGUUUGCAAAAUCAAAUUAAGGACGAUGAGUUAUCCGACGAAUGUCAUCAGGCAAUAUGGGAGUACAAGAGCAAGCUUAUUGAAAACCCUGUCUUUGAAACACCUGCAAUUGAAAUUUGUAAAGAUGAUUGGCAACAAAUUGAUGAAUGCAAAGUACUACAGCCAAAGCAUGGAGAACUAGUUCCGUGUUUAGUUGAAAACAAAAAUGCCAUCAAGAAUGCAAGAUGUAAACAUGUUAUCAAUAAACUGGCUCAAAUACUUUUCAGUGACUACAGAUUGUUGAAGAAUUUCUAUAAGGAUUGCGCAGCUGAUGUGAAAAAGUUUAAAUGUGGUAGACAGGAUGCGGAGGAAGAGGGCGAUCUACAUACGCAAGGUUCAACACUUGAAUGUCUUGAAGACAACGAGGGCAACCUGACAGAUUCAUGUCGUCAUAAAGUCCUCCGCGUGGCUGAACUUCAGAGCAAGGACUACCACAUGAACAGGGCACUUUACUUUGCUUGUAGAAAUGAUAGAGAGCGCUUCUGUGCCAAUGUUGAAGCAGGCAAUGGCAGAGUCUAUGCUUGUUUAAUGAAAAAGAAAUUCCAUGCUGAGAUGUCAAAUGAGCACAUGAAGGAACUUCAAGAAGAGUUGAUGGAAGAUUACUCCAUCAACCCAGCCAUUGUUGCCAAGUGCGACACAGAGAUCAGAACAUACUGUGGUAAAGUUGAAAAAGGAGGAAAAACCCUGGAUUGUUUGAUGGAAAAGGCCAUGGAAAAGGAAGGGAAGGACAAUAAAAUAGAGUUUAGCGACAAAUGUUACGAUGCGAUCAGCAAUCUGUUGAAGGAAACUGGUGCGGGAGGGGACUUCAAAGUGGAUGCAACACUACGUACCCAAUGCCAGUCAGCGGCGAAUAAGCUGUGUCGCGAUGUGAAAAAUGAUAUGGGCGUGUUAUCCUGUCUCAUGGAGAAUAUCGAGCACAAGGAUUUGGGAGGAUCAUGUCGAGAGAGUCUUCUUCAUUUGCAGUUUUUCCUUGCCAGAGAUUUUCAAUUGGAUGAAUCAUUAUAUCGUGCCUGCAAAGAUGAUGCGAAAAAUCUUUGUGAAAAUGAAGAAAUCGGUCACCCAGAUAAAGACACCGCCCCACAAGGGAUGACCUUGGCUUGUCUCUAUCGUCAUAUUCUACCAAACAUGAACCCAGACCCGAGUAAAAAGGUCAGCAAGCAGUGCGUGGCUGAAGUGAUGAGAACAAUGCACCAGAGGGCAACUGAUGUGAGAUUGAUGCCCCACAUACAACAUAGUUGUAUCUCUGAUCUUAGUAAAUAUUGUGGUGAAAAAAUAGAAGCGGGAGAGGAAAUCAAAUGUUUGCAAGAUAAUUAUGAUCAGCUGCAAUCAAAAUGUCAGAAGAGUAUAGGGGAGUUCACAGAAGAAGAAAGCGAGGACAUCGAUCUUGACAAAGUUAUGGUGAAGCAUUGCUCUGAGAUGGUUAAGGAAUUUUGCUCGAUCGAGCUGAAAGAUUAUCAAUUUUCCUCGAAAUUCAAAAAGGCGUGUAGAAAAGACGUGCAAACUCACUGUAUUAAUUCAAAAAGCAAACCUGAUGUUAUCGCGUGUUUAAGCGGCGAGGUUCGCAAAGCUGUUAUCGGUGAUGCAGAUCACAAGAUUUCCCAAGAAUGUAGGGAGCAAUUAACUAUUGAGAAACUUCGUCAGGCUGAAGACAUCCAAUUCGACCCGAAACUCUACGGUGCUUGUGCAGAAGAUGUGAAAAAGCACUGCGCUCACGUGCACAAAGAUGGCCCGGCUGCAGUUUUAGAGUGUUUGAAACAAGCAGAGGGCGACUUAUCUGAUGGAUGUUCCAGAAAAAUUUUCGAGCGAGAGAAAGAGGAAGUGGCCAAUGCAAAUCUUGAUGUUCGCCUUUUCAAAAUCUGUAAAAGAAUGAUCAAGAAAUAUUGCGAAAAUGUUAAUCCAAACAAAGUCCUCAACUGUCUGAAGAAACACAAACGUGAAAUGGCCGCAGAGGACGAGCAAGAAUGCCGCGAUCUUGUGUUUACUCGACAGAAGAACGCUUUGAAAGAUAUUGCACUUAUGCCUGGUCUGGAAAAGGCGUGUCGUCGUGACAUCAGCAAGUUCUGUGAGCACGUGACCAAUAAUGAUCAAGUGAUUCCAUGCUUGAAGAAAAAUAUCGAGGAUUUAUCUGGAGAUUGUGAAGAAUUUGUUGUGGAUUUGGAGAAAGAAGCGGCAUUAGACUAUCGCUUGAAUCCAAUUCUCGCUAAAGCCUGUGGCCAGGAGAUCGACAAGUAUUGCCAUGAGAUUGAUCCUGGUCAUGGUGAAGUUAUGGAAUGCUUAAAAGAACAUUACAAAAAGAUCGAAAACGAAAAAUGUCGAGCUGUGAGUGACAAUCAUGAUCAAAGGCUGCGAUCACAUUGUACCCACUAG